This is a messenger RNA of Physeter macrocephalus (sperm whale), 1121 nucleotides long. It is a transcript of the gene PRR16, whose product is annotated as proline rich 16. Bases 1 to 915 code for a protein of 304 amino acids. The transcript has 2 exons. Lineage: Eukaryota; Metazoa; Chordata; Mammalia; Artiodactyla; Physeteridae. The record is from RefSeq and is a predicted model, not a curated record. Gene Ontology annotation, biological process: positive regulation of translation; positive regulation of cell size.
AUGUCAGCCAAGUCCAAGGGGACCCCCUCCUCGUCCUCUCCAGCCGAGGGACCGCCGGCAGCCUCCAAAACCAAGGUGAAGGAACAGAUCAAGAUCAUCGUGGAGGAUCUGGAAUUAGUCCUGGGCGACCUGAAGGACGUGGCCAAGGAACUUAAGGAGGUGGUUGACCAGAUUGAUACCCUGACUUCUGACCUACAGCUGGAGGAUGAGAUGACCGACAGCUCCAAAACGGACACCCUGAAUAGUAGCUCAAGUGGGACAACAGCCUCCAGCAUAGAGAAGAUCAAAGUGCAGGCCAACGCCCCCCUCAUUAAACCCCCAGCCCACCCAUCUGCUAUCCUCACCGUCCUGAGAAAGCCAAACCCUCCACCUCCUCCUCCACGGUUGACACCUGUGAAGUGUGAAGACCCACAAAGAGUGGUGCCCACUGUCAAUCCGGUAAAGACCAAUGGCACCCUUCUGCGAAACAGAGGCUUCCCAGGGGCACCAAACAAAAUUCCAAACGGAGACAUUUGCUGCAAACCCAGCAGUAAUUUGGACAAGGCUCCAGUACAGCCUCUGAUGCAUAGACCUGAAAAAGACAGGUGCCCCCAAGUAGGGCCUCGGGAACGAGUUCGGUUUAAUGAAAAAGUCCAGUACCAUGGCUAUUGUCCUGACUGUGACACCCGGCAUCACAUAAAAAAUAGGGAGGUCCGCUCACACAGCGAACCUGUCCACCCACCAGGAAAGCUUCCUCCCCAUGGCCCUGCCCAGCCUCCUCCCCCUCAUCUCCCUCCUUUUCCACUAGAAAAUGGGGGGCUGGGAAUAAGCCACAGUAACAGCUUCCCCCCGCUCAGACCUGCACCUGUGCCUCCUCCCACUGCACCAAAACCACAGAAGACGAUCUUGAGGAAAUCAACCACUACAACAGUGUGAUGUAUGCCAUUUAAAAAACUUUUUUGUUUUCUUUAAUUCUUAUAUUAUAAACAUAAAAUAAUACGUAAUGAGCACUUUCUACUCAAGCAAUAAAAAGCCCAAAUAUAUUUAUCCUGCAUUCAUCAGAGUGGCAUAAAAAUCACCGGGUAAGUAUGCAGUAUGUUGUUUAUGUCCUGGCUAUACAUUGUUUAAAAGUUACAUCAUGA